AUGCCUCCAGUUUUACAAGUAAAAUUUGAUAGUGGAGUAUUGCUGCUUAGCACACACAGACUAAUCUGGAGGGAUCAGAAGAAUCAUGAGUGCUGCAUUGCUAUACCUCUGUCUCAGGUUGUCUUUAUUGAAGAGCAGGCAGCUGGGAUAGGAAAAAGUGCCAAAAUAGUAGUUCAUCUUCAUCCUGCUGCUUCAAACAAAGAGCCUGGUCCAUUCCAGAGCAGCAAAUAUUCCUACAUCAAACUUUCUUUCAAAGAACACGGGCAGAUUGAGUUCUAUAGACGAUUAUCAGAAGAAAUCACACAAAGGAGAUGGGAGAACAUGCCUACUGGUCAGACCGUUCAAGUUAACAAGGGUCCACAGGCAGGAAGAAUAAGAGCUGUAGGAAUUGUAGGGAUCGAAAGGAAACUAGAGGAAAAAAGAAAAGAAACCGACAAAAACAUUUCUGAGGCUUUUGAGGAUCUUAGCAAACUAAUGGAGAAGGCUAAAGAAAUGGUGGAGUUAUCCAAGUCAAUAGCUAAUAAGAUUAAAGAAAAACAAGGUGACAUCACUGAGGAUGAGACUAUUAGGUUCAAGUCAUAUCUACUGAGUAUGGGUAUAGCUAAUCCAGUUACUAGGGAAACAUAUGGAUCUGGUACACAUUACCACAUGCAACUGGCGAAGCAACUAGCUGGAAUACUGCAGACACCAUUAGAGGAGCGAGGAGGGAUCAUGUCACUUACAGAAGUGUACUGUCUGGUAAAUCGUGCAAGAGGAUUAGAGUUGCUGUCACCAGAAGAUUUAGUAAAUGCGUGUAAGAUGCUGGAGUCACUGAAAUUACCACUAAGGCUUCGGAUAUUUGACAGUGGUGUGAUGGUGAUUGAACUCCAGUCUCAUAAUGAAGAGGAAAUGGUAGCUUCUGCUUUAGAGACAGUAUCUGAAAAAGGUUCUCUCACAGCUGAUGAGUUUGCUAAGUUGGUGGGGAUGUCUGUUCUCUUAGCCAAAGAAAGGCUGCUUCUUGCUGAAAAGAUGGGCCAUCUUUGCAGAGAUGAUUCAGUGGAAGGCUUGAGAUUCUACCCAAAUUUAUUUCUGACGCAAAGCUAAUGUAGUUUGUGUACAGUUUGUUAUAUAACACCUGAAGAAGAGAGCAGAGGGCAGAACUCUUCCAACAACUGACUUUAAAGUUUUAAUUUUGUCGGUCAACUGCAACAGUGAUGAACAUUGCAAUGCUUUACAGUUCUCAGGUAUUUCAAGUGCUGAAUCCUCUUACAUGGAACUGAAAGGAAAUAGGAAUCACUAAGUCAGAAGCAUGUUAAUUGUCUCAAGCUGGCUAGCUCAUGUUUCAAGUUUUAUUUGAUGUGCUCUGUAGUUUCUCAUUUCAAGAGAAUUCAGAUGAAGAUUCCACACAAGUGAAAGUGGAGAGAAUAUCCCUGUAGUCUGCCAUAAGGGUCAGCACCAGAAGACAGGUUACUGCAUACUCCAAUUUCAGUUUGUUUAUGUCUAGAGCAACAAAGCAGACAGAUGUAUCCGUAGCGAUAAGAAAAGUGACUUUGGUGUGUACUGAGGUAUAAGGAACAAACCAGUGUAGGAUAACCCCUUCUCCCUGAAGUCAUGAAGGCUCUCGGGGUUCUUGUACUUUGAGACAGAAGGAACCUGCUGCAGGAGAGAUGAGCAUGUUAUGUGACUCUAGAAAACAUGGUGUUUAUUUUGUCAUGUCUUAUGCUGCUAUCUCGUAUAGAAGCAUUGUGAGCACAGACCUCCUCCCUUCUCUUUCCUUGCCAUCUUCCUUCCUGUCUUGUUAUGUUGCACUUUGGGUGCCCUUUCUCUGUCCUCCUUUACAUAGCAGAGCAUAGUAGCCUCCUGUCACUCUACCAGACUCUCUGCUUCAAUGUGCUUGGUUUUUGUCUUGUACUUCUAAUGAAAGAUCAUUUGUUUGUUUCACCAGCCUAUUGCCUGUUUUGGAGAGACAGUUCAUUUGCUUGUUUCUUGUACGCAAAAAUUAAUACGCUUUCAGUAUUGAAGGGGGGAAGAAGACUAUAGCCCUGUGUUCAAUAGUCACGAGGUAUCAUAUUGUUUGGUAUUCCUCACCCUGUGUUCACACUGAAUGCAAUUUGAUAGCCUCAGUUUUCAUAACUCCAGUGGAGUUGUUACGUUACUUGAAGAUCUGUUGUCAUGGUAAUAACAGUAAGUGGAUGUUUACGAUCCACAUCACUUAAAUUUUUGGCAUUUUGAAGUGACCAGGUUUAAUAAGUAACAAAAUUCAUUCAAAAUACAGGCAAGGACAACAUAUAGGUAACCACAUUGUGUUUGUAAUGGCCAAAUGGACAUUACAAAAAAGGAGAGAGAGGCUUUUAAGAGCCUGAAAAUAUUUUCAGAACUAUUUCAGUGUUACCAUAGCUUAGACAAGCGUUAAGAGCCUGCCAAUGAGGAGUUCAGUGCACAGAUCCCUGCAGCGACGAUGCUUUUGGUUCAUAGGAUGCUCACUUAGAUCCAGGGAAUUGUGUCCUCUUAUGCUUGUCACGAACACGCUUUUAUGCAGUGCUUUCUUUAGGGCAGUUUUCCUCUGUUUCAUGAAGGUGCUAAAACUAAUGUAUUUGACACAGCUGAAGAAACCAGUUCCACACUGUUCUUACUGUGUUAAGCGUUUAGUAUCAUCUCUUCAGGAGUCUUGUGGCUUGCUGCUUUGCUUCAUCCUCCCCACAACCCACAGAAGAGACCUAUGCGAGGUACGCCAAGCAUCACGCAUCUAAGGAGGGACUGAAAAGUCAGACAUUCAGAAGCAAAAAGCUGGUUUGUGACAACUGUUUCUUUUGCCCGAUACCCAAACCUGUCAAGGGAGAGACCGGUAGUUUAUGGGCCUGAACCUCUCCCCGCAAGGGGGCAUGUCUUCUGCAGAAAGAACAAAACCAGAAGGGAAACGCCACGUGUAAAUUCCCAGCCUUCGUUGCUCCAACCCUGAGCAUUUCAUUCUCUUAAUUAAGCAAUAACAACACAGCCUAUUUAGAAUGAUGGUACCUUUUCGAGCUUUUCUUUCCCAAGAUUUUUCCUUGACUUUUUUUUUUUUUUCCUACAGGGAAGAAAUCUAUAGGGCAAAUUGUAUAGCUGGUUUAGAAUUAAAACAUACACAUGAGAAAAUGACCGCUGGAAAGUAAUAAAAAUUAAAAGAUUUUCAUAAAGAGACUGUUCUGUUG
Egretta garzetta (little egret) is the source of this 3170-nucleotide messenger RNA. It is a transcript of the gene VPS36, whose product is annotated as vacuolar protein sorting 36 homolog. Gene Ontology annotation, biological process: protein transport to vacuole involved in ubiquitin-dependent protein catabolic process via the multivesicular body sorting pathway. Lineage: Eukaryota; Metazoa; Chordata; Aves; Pelecaniformes; Ardeidae. Gene Ontology annotation, molecular function: ubiquitin binding; phosphatidylinositol-3-phosphate binding. The record is from RefSeq and is a predicted model, not a curated record. The transcript is spliced from 14 exons. Gene Ontology annotation, cellular component: ESCRT II complex; late endosome membrane. The coding region runs from base 1 to 1083 and encodes 360 amino acids.